CGCUCCCUAAAGACAAGUCAGGAAAACAGAGCAUUGCUCGUGGGCCAGCGACGAGCCCGUCAUAUAUCAGGUAGAAUUUGUCCGCAGCGCGUGUGACACAGCCUUCGUACAUAAGAUAUUUUGCAGCACAGCAGUAUCCAGAUCGGAUCACCAGGCUGCUCGAUCAGACAAAAGUGACAAGUCAAGUGUGAAGCCGGUUGCACUGACCGGCAGCACUGACGGAAAAUGCCUGCGGGAAACAACGACCCCGACUCCGUGUUAAGCUACCAGAGGCCAGAUGAGGAGGUGGUGGUGGACCAAGGAGGAACCAGCUCAAUCCUCAACAUCCAUUAUGAAAAGGAGGAGCUAGAGGGGCACAGGACCCUGUUUGUGGGCGUGCGCAUGCCCUUGGACAGACAGUCCCACCGCCACCACCGGCCACACGGUUCGCGGCACCGCAAGAGGGACAGGAUGAGGGGCGGCGCAGCCCCUGAGGAAGAGGAGGCGGCGGCAGCUUCCCGUGAUACCCCCUCCCAGCGUGUGCAGUUCAUCCUGGGUACUGAAGAUGAUGAGGAGCAUGUGCCCCAUGACCUCUUUACCGAGCUGGACGAGAUCUGCGUGAAGGAUGGCAAGGAUGCAGAGUGGAAGGAGACAGCCAGGUGGCUGAAGUUUGAGGAGGAUGUGGAGGACGGCGGCGAGCGCUGGAGCAAACCCUACGUGGCUACGCUGUCUCUGCACAGCUUAUUUGAAUUGCGCAGCUACAUCAUCAAUGGCAGUGUGCUGCUGGACAUGCGGGCCAGUUGCAUUGAGGAGAUUGCAGACAUGGUGCUGGACCAGCAGGAGGCGGCACAGGAACUAGAUGAGAGUGUGCGGGUGAAGGUGCGUGAAGCCUUGCUCAAAAGGCACCACCACCAGAAUGAGAAGAAGAGAGGCAACCUUAUCCCUAUGGUGCGCUCCUUUGCCGAGGCAGGCCGCCGGCAAUCGGAGCCCCACUCCAUGGACAAAAGCGGUCAUGCUGUGUCUCCUCAACCACCCCAGUCCACCCUGGAGGUGAAAAACGGGGUCAGCCAGGACAACAGCCAAGUUGACCUCAGCAAGGUCGAUAUGCACUUUAUGAAGAAGAUUCCCACAGGGGCUGAGGCUUCCAAUGUGCUAGUGGGGGAGCUGGACUUCCUGGAGAGGCCUGUGGUGGCUUUUGUUCGCCUCUCCCCAGCUGUGCUGCUGACUGGCCUGACUGAGGUGCCCAUACCAACCAGGUUCCUGUUCAUCCUCCUGGGUCCUGAUGGAAAAGCCCAGCAGUACCAUGAAAUUGGUCGCUCCAUGGCAACCAUCAUGACAGAUGAGAUCUUUCAUGAUGUGGCCUACAAGGCCAAAGACCGUAGUGACCUCCUGGCAGGAAUUGACGAGUUCCUGGAUCAGGUAACUGUGCUGCCCCCUGGCGAAUGGGACCCCUCCAUCCGCAUUGAACCUCCUAAGAACGUCCCUUCCCAGGAGAAGAGGAAAACUCCAGGCGUUCCGAAUGGAACAGUCUGCCAGGUGGAGGUGGAGCCCCAUGGAGAACAUCACGGUCCAGAGCUACAGAGGACAGGCAGGCUGUUUGGUGGCCUGAUCUUGGAUGUGAAACGGAAGGCCCCCUUCUACCUGAGUGACUUCCGGGAUGGGCUGAACCUGCAGUGCGUGGCCUCCUUCCUCUUCCUCUACUGUGCCUGCAUGUCUCCUGUCAUCACCUUCGGCGGGCUGCUAGGGGAGGCCACGGGCGGCCGCAUUAGUGCUAUUGAGUCUCUCCUUGGAGCGUCCAUGACAGGCAUAGCCUACUCCCUGUUUGCGGGCCAGCCCCUCACCAUUUUGGGCAGUACGGGGCCUGUUUUGGUCUUUGAGAAGAUCCUCUUCAAAUUCUGCAAAGACUACGACUUAUCCUACCUGUCCCUGCGUGCCUGCAUUGGCCUUUGGACAGCCUUCCUGUGCCUGGUGCUGGUGGCCACUGAUGCCAGCUCACUGGUUUGUUACAUCACCCGCUUUACCGAGGAGGCUUUUGCUGCCCUCAUCUGCCUCAUCUUCAUCUAUGAAGCGCUGGAGAAGCUUGUGCACUUGGGCGAGAUCUAUCCCAUCAACACUCACACCAACCUGGACCACCUCACACUCUACUACUGCAGGUGUACUAAACCAGACCACCCCAGCAAUCAGACGCUGAAGUUAUGGAGCCAGAGGAACGUUACUGCCUCUGCAGUGCCCUGGACUAACCUCACGGUCAAGGAGUGUUUGGAGCUGCAGGGACAGUUUGUGGGGACAGCAUGUAGUCACCAUGGACCCUACACCCCUGAUGUGCUCUUCUGGUCAGCCAUUCUUUUCUUUUCCACCUUUGCCAUGUCUAGCUUUCUGAAGCAGUUCAAGACUAGCCGCUACUUCCCCACUAAGGUGCGGUCCACAAUCAGUGACUUUGCAGUCUUCCUUACCAUCGUCUGUAUGGUGAUCCUUGAUUAUGCCAUUGGCAUACCCUCCCAGAAGCUUCAGGUGCCCAGUAAGUUCAAGCCAACGCGGGAUGACCGAGGCUGGGUCAUCAACCCUAUUGGGCGGAACCCCUGGUGGACAGUCCUUGCUGCUUCUGUCCCGGCACUGCUCUGCACCAUCCUUAUCUUCAUGGAUCAGCAGAUCACUGCUGUCAUCAUCAAUCGCAAGGAGCAUAAAUUGCUGAAACGCUGUGGGUACCACCUGGACCUGCUGAUGGUGGGCGUGAUGUUGGCUGUGUGCUCGGUGAUGGGACUGCCAUGGUUCGUGGCAGCCACCGUGCUCUCCAUCUCCCAUGUUAACAGCCUGAAGCUGGAGUCGGAGAGCUCAGCGCCCGGGGAGCAGCCUCGCUUCCUUGGCAUCCGUGAGCAGCGCCUCACCGGCCUGCUCAUCUUCCUGCUCAUGGGCUGCUCCGUCUUCAUGACUGGGGCUCUGCAGUUCAUUCCCAUGCCUGUUCUCUAUGGAGUAUUCCUCUACAUGGGGGUCUCUUCUCUGAAAGGAAUCCAGUUUUUUGACCGGCUAAAGCUCUUUGGCAUGCCAGCCAAGCACCAACCCGACUUCAUAUACCUCCGCCAUGUACCCCUGCGCAAAGUGCACCUCUUCACUCUGACGCAACUCACCUGCCUGGUGCUGCUCUGGGUCAUCAAGACCUCACCAGCCGCCAUCAUCUUCCCCAUGAUGGUACUUGCCCUGGUGUUCAUCCGCAAGCUCCUCGACUUUUGUUUCUCCAAGAGAGAGUUAAGCUACCUCGAUGAUAUCAUGCCUGAAAGCAAGAAGAAGAAGUUGGAUGAUGCCUCUAAGAAGGCUGAGGAGGAAUCAGAGAGCAUGCUGGGAGUUGGCAGGGAGAAGGACAGGGCUGGGCAUAAGUCCCCAGUUCGGAUCCAGAUGGAAAGCAGCAAGCCCAUACAGACGCCCAAAAAUACUGAUUCCAGGUGUGACCCAUCUGACAUUAAUAUCUCUGACGAAAUGUCUAAAACUACAGUGUGGAAAUCACUCAGCUCAAAUCACAAGGACAACCAACCAAUUUCUACUAAAAAGGAAUAACAGCGAGUAACCAAGGACAGCGGAGUCCCAGCAGACAGAGAAUCGGGGGAUGGCACUGCCACCGGUCCGCUGGCCAGCAAACUGCUGAUGGGGUUUGCAUCUGCAGUGGAGACCCCGUCUCCCAGAUUCACAGCACAUAACUUCUGAAAAACACCCAGAGAAGCUCUGCCUUCCACCCAGUGUGCAAGCUCAGCAUUUUUACCCUUUGUCCAUCCUGGAAACCUCUCAUAUCUCUCCUUACUGUUCCUGCACACCAUGUUGAAUUUUACUAGCCCGUCCCUUUUCCCGACAUCAUAGACUCCAACACAUUUUCACCAUUUAAGCCACAUCCUGCCCAAAAGAACAGGAAGACAGCAAGACCACACUGCUGCCUAGCUCAAACUUUGCCAACCAACCCGUGUGCAAGCCUGCUGCCAGCCAAAAUGGUACAACUUUGUCCUGCUGAGGUAUGGCAGGGCAAAAUUUUGCCAAGCCCACUCAAGGUUUUUUAUAAUGUGUAUUUAUUAAUUUAUUUGAACAUGUUUCAUAUAUUGUUUUUAUUGUA
Molecule: messenger RNA, 4072 nt
Organism: Scleropages formosus (Asian bonytongue)
Lineage: Eukaryota; Metazoa; Chordata; Actinopteri; Osteoglossiformes; Osteoglossidae
Gene: slc4a8
Product: solute carrier family 4 member 8
Exons: 25
Coding region: 226-3528 (1100 amino acids)
Biological process (GO): monoatomic anion transport; regulation of intracellular pH; transmembrane transport
Cellular component (GO): plasma membrane
Molecular function (GO): monoatomic anion transmembrane transporter activity; solute:inorganic anion antiporter activity; sodium:bicarbonate symporter activity
Source: RefSeq, a predicted model, not a curated record